Molecule: messenger RNA, 2373 nt
Organism: Emys orbicularis (European pond turtle)
Lineage: Eukaryota; Metazoa; Chordata; Testudines; Emydidae
Gene: FRS3
Product: fibroblast growth factor receptor substrate 3
Exons: 6
Coding region: 89-1585 (498 amino acids)
Biological process (GO): fibroblast growth factor receptor signaling pathway
Cellular component (GO): cytoplasm
Molecular function (GO): fibroblast growth factor receptor binding; transmembrane receptor protein tyrosine kinase adaptor activity
Source: RefSeq, a predicted model, not a curated record
GGACUGUGGGAAUAAAGUGGGAAUCCCUCCCCGCCCUCAAUAAACCACCUAAUGGCCUCAACUGGGGCUCACCUGGUAUGCUAACGUCAUGGGGAGCUGCUACAGCUACCUGUGCAGAGACAGUGUCCCAGACAACCACCCCACCAAGUUUAAGGUAACAAAUGUGGAUGAUGAGGGUAACGCGCUGGGAUCUGGGAUUAUGGAGCUAACGCAGAUGGAGCUCAUCUUGCACACACACAAGCGCGAUGCUGUCAGGUGGCCGUACCUUUGCCUGCGCCGCUAUGGCUAUGACUCCAACCUCUUCUCCUUCGAGAGCGGACGCCGCUGCCAGACCGGACAAGGGAUAUUUGCCUUCAAGUGUUCAAGGGCAGAGGAGAUCUUUAACUUGCUGCAGGACCUGAUGCAGUGUAAUAGUAUCAAUGUGGUGGAGGAGCCAGUCAUCAUGACUAGGGGCAAUCACUCCACUGAGCUGGAGCUAUCCCGGACACCCCAGACAACCAACACUCUGGGAUACACUGUUCCAGGGUUCCCCAAUGGAUUCCACAGCUUCCCUGGGGAAGCCCCAUCCUACUCCACGGCCCGACACCCUUCCAUGAACAGCUUGAGACACUCCUCCAUUGGGGAGGACUCCACACAUGCCCUCAUUGGGCCAGAUGAACAGUCCCACACCUAUGUGAACACAACCAGUGGCGAGGAGGAGAUGAGGGGCCGGCACUGCAUGCACUCGCUGCCUGAAGUCCAUCCUCCUUUUCUGCACGGGAACCACAGCUGCUCUCUGGAGGACCGAAACCCCCAGGUCUUCCUGCAGCCGGGGGAGGUGAAGUUUGUGCUGGGCCCUGCCCCAGUUCACAGGCACAUGGUGAAACGUGACAGCUCCUGCCGUUACUAUCGGGAGUGCGGGGGGCACAUCUGCGGCCCUAACAACAACAACGAGUGCAAGGAUGAAUGUCUCGUGCCCAGGUGCGUAUAUGAGAAUGUGAAUGGCCUGCUGCCUGCUGGGGGCACAUCUCUUCGGCGUGGCGGGCGCUUGAAACUCACCCGGGAGGACCUGGGCUUAAACAGCUGCUCUCACCGCAGGACGCCCCUGCUGCACUACGAGAACCUGCCUUCCUUGCCUCCUGUGUGGGAGUGCCAGCCGCUGCGGCAGGACGAGGACUCUGGGGACACGCUGACUCCUUCUCCGAAUGGCUACCCCGAGCCGGACGAAGGUGACCCCCUGCAAAACUACAUGAACUCUGAGAACACCGCACUGCACAGCGGCCUACGUCGGGAUGACUUCUUGCAGCACCGCCACAACUGCACACCUAGUGUCUUCAGCUUCGACUUCCGCCGGCCCUGCCCGGAGCAGCAGCGGCAGCUCAACUACAUCCAGGUGGAGCUGGAGGCUGACCCCCACAAGGGGCGCCAGAGCCUCCAGGUGCCCUGCGCCCCGCUUCCUGCCGCCCACCCAGCCAGCAGGAUGGACUCCUACGCGGUCAUUGACCUUAAAAAGACAGCAGCCAUGUCCAACUUGCAGAGAGCGCUGCCCAGAGACGAUGGGACUUCAAGGAAAACUCGGCAUAACAGCACCGACUUGCCUCUGUAAGGGAAACACUGCGUGCAAGCGCUGCAUUGUGGCUUUCGUACCUGCCUUUCAGUGUAUCGUGUAGCGUGACUUUCGUUCUCUAUUGCCCCGACGCCCUGUUAACCCUAUUGCUCAAUACAGCAUCCUGGGAUAGCUCCAGCAAGCGGACUUUACAAAUGUCUGCCUGCCUCUCUCCGUUCCUCCCAUGUCAUUUGUUUCUAAAGCCUUGCAGAGUAGCAGAAAACGGUCUUUAUUUAUUUAUUUAUUUAAGUUAUUUUGUGGGGUGCCAGCAUUUGAAACGGCACCAAGCGGAGUAUAAAUGUAAACAGGUCAUUCAUGGACCAGGGUCAGUCCCCCUGCUUUCAUGUCAUCCAUGUGGAGAGGAGACGGGGGAGGGAUAGCUCAGUGGUUUGAGCAUUGGCCUGCUAAACCCAGGGUUGUGAGUUUAAUCCUUGAGGGGGCCAUUUAGGGAUCUGGGGCAAAAAUCUGACUGGGGAUUGGUCCUGCCUUGAGCAGGGGAGUGGACUAGAUGACCUCCUGAGGUCCCUUCCAACCCUGAUAUUCUAUGAUUCUAUGAGGGGUGGAGAGAGUAUUGGGAGUGUUUAAAAAAAAAAAAAAAACCCAUAGGAGCAGGGGGAAAGACUGGGAAUGCAAGUGGAGUUUGAGGUUUGGGAUCAGGGAGCCCUUGGUGUGUACUUAUCUGUCUGCCUUUUUUGUGGAUAUUCAGAAAUGUUUUCCAGCUGUCAGUUUAUUUAUUUGUUUUAUUUUUCUAUCUAUUUAUUUUAUUUUGUAAACAUUCUUUUGCACCA